Messenger RNA from Macadamia integrifolia, 2818 nucleotides. RefSeq names its product pentatricopeptide repeat-containing protein At1g08070, chloroplastic-like. The transcript is spliced from 2 exons. The record is from RefSeq and is a predicted model, not a curated record. Gene Ontology annotation, molecular function: RNA binding; zinc ion binding; protein binding. Gene Ontology annotation, biological process: RNA modification. NCBI's taxonomy places the organism in Eukaryota, Viridiplantae, Streptophyta, Magnoliopsida, Proteales, Proteaceae. Bases 272 to 2143 code for a protein of 623 amino acids.
CCGCCGCCGCCGCCGCCGUCGCCGCCGCCGCCGCCUCCACUGCCAAAUCCAGGUCUUCCGCCAGGGCCCCUAAAUGCUGGCUGGUAUUCAGGUGGAGCUCCACCCUCGUCGCCAAACUCUCCUGGAGGUCCUCCACGGUACCCAUCACGGUCAAAUCUAGGCCUAUCUCCUUCAAAGCGAGGGGGGCCACGGGGGCGAUCACCAGGCGGGCCACCCAUUGGCGUGCCAGGGGCCUUAACAGAUUCCUCCAAGGUAGCUGGGACGAUUUCUGAUGGGAGAUUGGAAACUUGAUUACGCGGUGCGUUUCUUGCAGCAUCUACCAAAACCCAAUCUUCCUUUGUGGAAUUCGAUGAUUGAGUUGUCCUUAGGAUCUGGUUUUGUUCAAGAAUGUAUCGGUUUGUAUAACAGUAUGGUUCGUGAAGAUAUCUUUCCUGACAACAAAACAUUUACUGUAGUUCUCCGUGCGUGUACUGCUAUUGCUUCAGCCAGUGUUGGGGAAGGUUUUCAUUGCCAGAUAUUGAAAAUGGGUUUUGAAUUUGAUCUGUUUUUACAAACUGGGUUGCUUGAUUUUUAUGCAAAGGUUGGAGAUUUGAGUUCUGCUAAGAGACUGUUUGUCGAAAUGCCUGAUAGAGAUGUUGUGGCUCAUAAUGUGAUGAUUGCGGCAUUGGGUAAGCAUGGUUAUGUAAAUGAUGCGAGAAAUCUGUUCGAUGAUAUGCCAGAUAGGAACUCAUCAUCAUGGAAUUCCAUGAUUUCUUGCUAUUGCAAGUUGGGUGAUAUUCUUUCUGCCCGUUUGAUCUUUGAUCGCAACCCAGUCAAAGAUGUGGUUUCAUGGAAUGCGAUGAUUGAUGGGUAUUGUAAAUUGGAUGAUCUGACAAAAGCUCGGGAGUUGUUUGAUCGGAUGGGUUCUGGAAAGAACUCUGUCACUUGGAAUACUAUGAUCUCGGCAUGUGUUCAAAAUGGUGAAUUUGGUAAAGCGAUUUCCACAUUUCAUCAAAUGCAGGAGCAGAAUGUGAAGCCUACUGAGGUAACCAUGGUCAGCUUAUUAUCUGCUUGUGCUCAUCUAGGUGCCUUAGAUAUUGGCAAAUGGAUUCAUGCCUAUAUUAGACGACAAAACUUAAGAACUGAUGUUGUUUUGGGCAAUGCUCUUAUAGACAUGUAUGGCAAAUGUGGGAGUAUAGAGGCUGCUCUUGAAGUCUUUCAUAGGCUACCCCUGAAGAACAUCUUUUGCUGGAAUUCAAUCAUUGGAGGACUAGGUAUGCAUGGCUAUGGUGAUGAAGCAAUAAAUGCUUUUGUUGAGAUGGAAAAGGAAGGGAUAAAACCAGAUGGUGUUACCUUUGUUGGGCUUUUGUCUGGGUGUAGUCAUUCUGGCCUGGUUUCUGAAGGUAGACAAUAUUUCUCUCAAAUGCGUGGAGUUUAUGGAGUCAAUCCUCGUAUUGAACACUAUGGCUGCAUGGUUGACCUUCUUGGCCGGGCUGGUUUCCUUGAAGAGGCCUUGAAGCUUGUAAGGACCAUGCCGAUGGUGCCAAACUCAGUAGUAUGGGGCAGUUUGGUCCGUGCAUGCCGGAUUCAUAAAGAUACGAAAAUUAGUGAGCAAGUGACACAACAUUUAUUGGAGUUGGACCCUAAUGAUGGGGGUAAUUAUGUUUUCCUCUCCAACACGUAUGCAUCAGUGAAUCGUUGGGAAGAUGUGGAGUUAUGUCGGAGGUUAAUGCAUGAGAGAGGAAUCCAUAAAACUCCUGGUUGCAGCUCAAUUGAGGUGGACAAUGUUUUACAUGAAUUUGUGGCUGGUGACACUUCACAUCCACACUUUACAAAGAUCAAUGCGUUUCUAGAUGAGAUUGCUUGGGAAUUAAGAGGCCUUGGGCAUGAACCAGAUACAGCCUCUGUCCUGCAUGACAUAGAAGAAGAGGAAAAAGAAAGCGCAGUCAGAUAUCAUAGCGAGAGGAUUGCUGUUGCUUUUGGGCUCAUGAGCACACCGCCAGGAAAAUCCAUUCGAGUGGUGAAGAACCUCCGAACAUGCGAUGAUUGCCAUGCCACCUUGAAGCUUAUAUCUAAACUGUUCAUGAGAGAGAUAAUUGUGAGGGAUAAAAACCGUUUUCAUUAUUUUAGGGAUGGAUCAUGUUCUUGUAACGACUACUGGUGAUUGCUCAAGAUUCAAUCUGCCCAAGUUAAACUGCUGCGUGAGCUAUGGGGUGCUGCUUCAUCCAGUUCCUCAUCCUGCAGCUUGUGUUUGUGCCUACAGAAUUUAUUGCUUGGAAAAUUCCUGCUUUUCUUAGAAGAUCAGUCUUUUUCGGAAAUGGGAAAGUUCUCUCUCUUUGGAAGAGUCUUUACUUUGGUUUUUGACCUCAGGAGCAUCUUGAGUUUGGGGCUAUUGUAUGUUGUGGAUCUAUGGUGGAAUUGUGUAUGCACAGUAUCCUGGUGGAACAAGAUGCACUUGGAAAUUGACAGUUAAAUUAUUUUUAGGAUUCAGAUGAAGGAGAAACCAAUGGACCAUAACCAGCUGAUUUAUCCGAUUCUCGUGUCGUCAAAAGGAUACUUUGACAAGAGGCUCUUGACUGCGCUAAGGAAGCAUUUGUUUCGGUGAAAUUUUUUUCUGGGAUUUUUCGGAAAUCAAUCUAAAAUUGUAUAAGGUAUCGGGUAGAAAAGGUUUUACUGAAAAGCAAUUCAAAAAGUUGGAAAACUACAUCCAUUUCAGAAUUUGAGAUGCUGUGUUCCCAAAAUUGUGAUGGUAUCUAGAUCAUUGGUACUCUUGGCACUUAUGGAGGACUUCCCCACCUCCCCCUACAUCAUAUGUAGUCUGAUUCUUUCUCUUUGCUUA